Messenger RNA from Ambispora leptoticha, 1893 nucleotides. Lineage: Eukaryota; Fungi; Glomeromycota; Glomeromycetes; Archaeosporales; Ambisporaceae. The record is from the annotation of a GenBank genome assembly.
AUGAGCUCUCAAGUAGUAAAAAAAGGUUACAUUUCGGUGAAGGAGGAUGGGUUUAAGGCGUGGAUUUGGUCGAAAAGAUGGAUGCAACUCAGAGAACAGACACUUACGUUCCACCGUAACGAGAAUACGUAUCAAGCUAUAGCUUUAGUUUUUCUGAAAGAAAUUACAAGUGUCCAGCGUACAGAUUUAAAGCCUUAUUGCUUAGAAAUUCAAACCAAAGAUAAAACCUAUUAUUUAUCAUGCAAAAAUGACGAAGAAUUGUAUUCAUGGAUGGAUGAAAUUUAUUCGAGAUCGCCGCUUAGUGGAGUAUCUAAUCCUACGAAUUUCGUACAUAAUGUACAUGUUGGAUUUGAUCCUGUUAGUGGUGCAUUUACGGGGCUCCCAGAACAAUGGACAAAACUUUUGACUUCAUCGGCUAUUACUAAGGAAGAUUAUGCUAAGAAUCCACAGGCCGUUUUGGACGUUUUAGAAUUCUACACUGAAAAUCAAAAACGUGAGCGUGAAGAAUUUGGCGAGCAUGAUCUAUUGCCUAAAAAUAAUUCACUGACAGAGAAGAAUAAACAGCAGAUGCAGCAGCUAAACAAUAAUAACAACGCCACAAAUGGAUAUGAUAUGUCAAAAAUUUCACCAAAUCACCAGUCUGGGAAUGGUGGCAUGAAUGGUGCGAAACCAAUGGAUCAAAAGACAUUUAAUAAUAAUAAAACAGACACUGCGGAUUCUUCGCGAAAAAUGUAUUAUGAUGAUACACGCCCGGAUCCACCCAGUCGACCACCAAUUACACCCAGACCUCCACAUACGCUCAGCUCACAACAAUCUUCAGUCUCGACUCCAAUCUCGCCUACUAAAAAUUAUCCUCAGCCACCACGCACUCCAAGUCCAAAUCCCAAACCACAACCUUCAGCUCAGCCUUCUAAGCAAGCGACUCCAAACAAAACACCGCAACCUAAUGCACAACCACCUGCAAAGAAAGCCACUGCUGAACGCAGAAUCAGCACAAUGACGGAAGCACAAAUUAUGGAAAAGUUGCGGUCUGUAGUCUCGUCAGGCGACCCUACAACUUUAUACAAUAAAAUCAGGAAGGUUGGACAAGGCGCGUCUGGUUCAGUAUAUGUUGCUAAAUCUCUUACCACUAAUGCAAAAGUUGCUAUAAAACAAAUGGAUCUUUCUCAUCAACCUCGAAAAGAAUUGAUUGUAAAUGAAAUUUUGGUAAUGAAAGAAUCUCAGCACCCAAAUAUUGUAAAUUAUCUAGAUUCAUUUUUAGUCAAAGGAAAUGAAUUAUGGGUAGUAAUGGAAUAUAUGGAGGGUGGCGCUUUGACCGAUGUAAUCGAUAAUAAUUCAUUAGAGGAAGACCAAAUUGCUUCCAUUUGUUUUGAGACAUGUAAAGGUCUUCAACAUCUUCACGGUCAAAAUAUCAUCCAUCGCGAUAUUAAAAGUGAUAACGUUUUAUUGGAUGCUUAUGGCCACGUUAAAAUUACCGAUUUUGGUUUUUGCGCCAAACUUACAGACCAAAAAAAUAAACGAGCAACCAUGGUUGGUACUCCAUAUUGGAUGGCACCUGAAGUUGUCAAGCAAAAGGAAUAUGGGGCCAAAGUAGACAUUUGGUCACUUGGUAUAAUGGCAAUUGAAAUGAUAGAGAAUGAGCCACCAUACUUGGAUGAAGAACCAUUAAAAGCAUUAUAUUUGAUCGCUACAAAUGGAACUCCAACAUUAAAAAAGCCAGAAAAAUUAUCUCAAGAGCUUAAAAGCUUUUUGGCCGUAUGUUUAUGCGUAGAUGUUAAAAGUAGAGCAACUGCUUUGGAACUUUUAGAUCACGAGUUCCUUAAAAAAUCAUGCCCACUUUCGGAUUUGGCACCUUUACUAAAAUUCAAAACGGCAAAAGAUGGUAGAGCAUAA